Messenger RNA from Hippopotamus amphibius kiboko, 1440 nucleotides. It is a transcript of the gene GTF3A, whose product is annotated as general transcription factor IIIA. NCBI's taxonomy places the organism in Eukaryota, Metazoa, Chordata, Mammalia, Artiodactyla, Hippopotamidae. The transcript has 10 exons. The coding region runs from base 1 to 1440 and encodes 479 amino acids. Gene Ontology annotation, cellular component: nucleus. The record is from RefSeq and is a predicted model, not a curated record.
AUGGCGGACUGGAUGGAGGUGCAGCAGCGGGGUGAAGGGAGACGGAUGGAGUCCACCCUCAGGGCGGGACGAGCCGGGGCCGCCGCGAGGCUUCCCGGAGCAUGCGCGAACGCGGCCUCGCGGCGGGGCUCCUCAGAGCAUGCGCACACGCGGGCCGGCGAGGGGCUUCUCGGAGCAUGCGCAAACGCGCCGCCGGCGCUCCAGCCGCGUCCCGCCGGGGCCGCGCUCCCGGAAGUGCGACGGGGUCGCGCGUGGGGUCUCCGGGACCGGCCGGUCGGCUCGCGGCACGUGGCCCGACACGUGGUCGAGUGCCUGGCCUCGAGCACCCUGGAGCCGCCGGCCUCGGUCGCCGAGGCGGUGUCGUCCCUGACCAUCGCCGACGCGUUCAUCGCGAGCGGCGAGAGCCCCGCCCCGCUGCCCCGGGCGCCGGCCCAGAGGUUCAUCUGCUCCUUCCCCGACUGCAGCGCCGGUUACAACAAGGCUUGGAAGCUCGACGCGCACCUGUGCAAGCACACAGGGGAGAGACCAUUUGUUUGUGACCAUGAAGGGUGUGGCAAGGCCUUCAUCAGGGACUACCAUCUCAGCCGCCACGCCCUGAUUCACACCGGGGAAAAGCCCUUUGUUUGUACAGCUAGUGGCUGUGAUCAAAAAUUCAACACAAAAUCAAACUUGAAGAAACAUUUUGAACGCAAACAUGAAAACCAGCAAAAACAAUAUGUAUGCAGCUUUGAAGGUUGUAAGAAGACCUUUAAGAAACAUCAGCAGCUGAAAAUCCAUCAGUGCCAGCACACCAAGGAGCCUCCAUUCAAGUGUACCCACGAAGGAUGUGGAAAACACUUUGCUUCCCCCAGCAGUCUGAAGCGGCACGGGAAGGUCCACGAGGGCUAUAUAUGUCAAAAAGAAUGUUCUUUUGUGGCAAACACAUGGACAGAGCUUCUGAAACAUGUGAGAGAAACCCAUAAAGAGGACAUAACGUGUGACGUGUGCCAGAAGACGUUCAAACGCAAGGAUUUCCUGAAGCAGCACAUGAGGACUCACGCCCCCGAGAGGGACGUGUGUCGCUGUCCCAGGGACGGCUGUGGCCGCACGUACACCACCGUGUUCAACCUGCAGAGCCACAUCCUCUCCUUCCACGAGGAGCGGCGCCCGUUCGUGUGUGAGCACGCAGGCUGCGGCAAGACAUUUGCCAUGAAGCAGAGUCUCGGCAGGCAUGCCGUUGUGCACGACCCUGACAAGAAGAAAAUGAAGCUCAAAGUGAGACCGUCUCGUGAAAAACGGAGUUUGGCCUCUCGGCUCAGCGGGUACAUCCCUCCUAAAAGGACACACAACCAGGGCGUGUCUUUGCCCAGAAACGGAGAGUCGCUGAAUGGCACUGAAGGCAAGGUGCCCUCCACGGUGGCCACGCCGGCCCCCAGCUACACACCAGACUGCUGCGCUUGA